Messenger RNA from Fulvia fulva, 1659 nucleotides. RefSeq names its product Pisatin demethylase. Gene Ontology annotation, molecular function: monooxygenase activity; iron ion binding; heme binding. The record is from RefSeq and is a predicted model, not a curated record. NCBI's taxonomy places the organism in Eukaryota, Fungi, Ascomycota, Dothideomycetes, Mycosphaerellales, Mycosphaerellaceae. Bases 1 to 1659 code for a protein of 552 amino acids. The transcript has 4 exons.
AUGGCUAGCGUCUGCAGCUAUGUUUCAGACAGGCGGUCCGAUAAGCUCUCAGUGACUGGCGUGCAUGUCAAGAGUGGACGCUCCUCUAGCAGGUACGCCUGCUCCUCCAGCGUACAGCACUCGAUCCAAGACACAAGCAUGGCGCUCUCGUUCUAUCUACUGUUGGCAGCUGUUGUAACAUUCGCCAGCCGAAAACUGGUUCUGGUACUCCAAGAUCCCCUCAGAUCGAUCCCCGGCCCUUUCAUCGCCCGCUUCACAAAGCUUUGGGUCUUCCGCAGGUUCUACGCCGGGCAAUGGCAUGAGGAGGUUCUCCAACUACAUCGUGAGCACGGUAAAGUUGUUCGAUAUGGACCCGGUCAAUACAGCAUCAAUGAUGUCGAUGCAAUCAGGAAGAUUCAUAGCCAUGGCGGUGGCUUCGACAAAGCUUCAUCCUACGAAACCUGGUCUCCGCCCGGCACUACGUCCCUCUUCAAAGAACGUUCUAACCGCUACCAUGGAGAGCUGCGCAAACGAUUUGCCUCGAUGUACUCGAUGACUAGUGUUUUCGCCUACGAGACUGGUGUGUCUGAAUGUGUCGAUCUCCUUUGCAAACAGCUACAGAGCAUGCAAGGACAACGGAUCGACCUGAACUGGUGGCUCGAAUGCUUCACGUUCGACAGCAUUGGCGUAGUCAGCUACGGGAAGCGUUUCGGCUUUCUGGAUUCGGGGGAAGAUGUUGGCAACCUUGCCAAAGCAGUGAUUGGUGCCUUCACUUACGGCAGCUGGAUGGGCUUCUUUCCAGACUUUCAUGCCCUGGGCAUUGCAACCAUGCGCUUCGUUGCUAAGUUGAAGAAGUCUCGAGGUAGCGGCAAGAUGUAUCUCGACAAUUUCACUAGCCAGACCACAGCUCAACGCAGGGCGUACCGAGUAGCAAAUCCGGACUCGAUAGCCUCUCGACAGGCAGCUGAUGGCCCGAGAAGUAUUUUGGACAAGUUUCUAGAUGUCAAUGAGAAAGAUCCGGCUUAUUUCGCAGACGCUCACAUAACAAUGGGCCUUGGUGCCAACGUAACAGCAGGUUCUGAUACGACAAGCUCCACUUCAGCAUGGGCAUUGUUCUACCUCGCGAAGCAUCCCGACUGCAUGCAGAAGCUUCGACAAGAGAUUACAUCUAUCAGCCACGACGCCGCAUCGAUAUCGUUCAGACAGCUGCAGGGUCAAAUGCCGUACCUUAAUGCUGUACUGACCGAGACACUACGACUCUUCCCGCAGACCGGCUUCGGCUUGCCUCGAACCGUGCCUGUUGGCGGUGUAGAAAUUUGCGGCUACCACUUCCCGGAAGGAUCAGUCGUCAGCUUGAAUGCUUGGGCUAUGCACUAUGAUCCGGACAAUUUCGAGGAUCCGGAGCAGUUCAAACCUGAGAGGUGGCUGGUGGAAGAUCAGGAGACCAAGGAGAGGAUGAAUCAGUGCUACUUUCCGUUUGGUCUCGGUAGUCGUACCUGCAUCGGCAAGAACAUUGCUAUGCUGGUGAUGCUUAAGGCAUUGCCACGCCUCGUACAAGAAUUCGAAUAUCAGCUCGCUGGUGACUUGACCGACGGCAGGAACUUGCCCGUUCAGGACAUCUUUCUGCUAAGGGCAACCGACUUCCCUGUCAUAGUCAAGGCAAGAGAAGCAAAAUUGUGA